AUGACAGAACUACAACACCAUGCUCAAAAUCACCAUGACCAAGGGUUUUCACAAAUUGUUGAAGAUACAUUUAUUGAUAAACCUGUAAGGUUUCAAGAGUAUGAUUUAUUGGAACGUCGUAACAAAAGAAGAGAGACCAGUGAUCCUGAAGUUGAAGAGGUUGCCAAAGAAUUGUUUAAAAAAGGACUUGAGGUUGCAUCAAAAAUUCCCGAAAAGUCUGAUAAAGAAACUUUAAAAGCUCAUGAAAACGAAAUUUUAGAAUCGACCAAAUUUCUUGUUGAAGCUUUUUUGAUUGACGAUAAAGCUACGGAAAUGUCACCAAGAAUUAUGACACUUGCUCAACAAUAUGAAAAACUUUUAAAAUUGGAUUUGAAUGAUGAUAUUAAUGUAAAACAAGAUAAAAUGGUUGAGGCAAAAAAGUCGGAAAAGCUUUAUCCACCUCAGGAUGGUCAUGAUAAUAUUGAGCCAGAAUUCACACGAGAGUCGCUUAUACUAGUCAUUUGGCUCCUUUUCAAUGGUAAACAAUAUCCGUUCUGCAUUCAGACUCUGAAAAUCGCGCUCAGCCAACUUGAAUCGAAACUUCAUCCUCGUCUCUUCCAUCUUCGUGCUUCGUGUUACCUAGCCACCGACGAUUUCAAAAAUUGUAUCAAAGACCUUGAGCGUUUAAUAAUGCUUAACCCUAAUUUCGUUGAUGCUUAUAGCAUUCAAGGUUCUAUACAAAUGUCACAUGGUGAUCGUACAGAUGCUGUUCGUAACUUCAAAAUUUAUAUCGAGAAGGCUAAUAAAGAUUCAACAUCUUAUUCCCACGCUCUUUAUGCUCUUUCCGUGCUGACCGGUCAAAAUACUACAACGGGAAAUCGAAAAGUUAAGCAAACUUUACGUAAUCAACAAGCUCUUAAUUACUACAAAAAGGCCAAGGAAGCGGAAGAAAGGUAUAAAUAUCUUUACGGACGCAUUCCUGACAUUACUGAAGUUAAACGUACUGCGAUAGCAUUAUUUGAACAAAAAGGAAGCAAAGAAAUUAAAGUUGAAAAGGAUUCAAAGAAAGAAGCUGAGAGAUUGGCGCCAAUUUUUCAGAAAUUACUUGCAUCACCUCCUAAUGGUGAACAACAGAAGAGAUGCAAGACUUGUGGUAGUCAAACAAGACAAUAUGUAAGUGGAGAAUCGGAAUCAGAAAAAAAAAAAAAUUUGUUGAUUUGUGCUGGAUGUUCAGUUGCAAAUUACUGUUCCAAGGAUUGUCAAAAAAAGGAUUGGAAGAACGGACAUAAAAAAGAUUGUGCUCCUCUGGAGAACAUGAUCUGCAAUUCUUUGGAAAAUCACUUGUAUAGAAACGCAACUUUUCUCGCGGAAAGGUUGUUCGCACAGGAUAUUACAAAUGAAAAUUCGCGUUUUUUGUUGGCAACUUGUCAUUAUCGAAGUGGUCAACAAAAAGCUGCACAUACUAUUUUGAACAAUGCCGAAUCGAUUAAUUGCAAAUAUCUAUUUGCAAGGUGUUGUUUGGAUCUGGAUAAGGCGGAAGAAGGCAAAGAGAAACUACUUACUAUUGUAAGUGGUUUAGAGACACGAAACCCACUGGAUCCAUUUGUUGACUCAAAACUUAAUCAAACACCAGAUUUAGCAUCCGUUUUAUGUUUAUUGGGAUCUUUAUGUAAAAAUGCGCGUCGUCUUGACGAUGCUGCUCAAUAUUAUGUUCAAUGCAUAAAGAUAAACCCAUUUAUGUGGGAAGCGUUUGAAAAUUUAUGUCAAAUGGGUAAAUCAACUCAGAUAGAUAUUGACGAAAUAUUCAAACCAAAAAGUGAAAAGGUCAUGAGUUGUAGAACUCCAUGUUCAGACAAACUAUACAAUUCACAAAUUUUUAUUUCCAAUCCGACGCAUAAUGGUGAUAGGAGUACACCCGAUCUUGUUCGACGAAUUCCACGGCCGUCUUCUACAACAAGGCAUGCUACGCAACCGUUAACCUCGACACCUGCAUCAGAUAAUAGGGAAAAGAAACGAUCUCGUACUGGCAAUAACGAUGUAAGUUGUGGUCUUGGUGAUGAAAAUAAACUAUAUCGACUAGGAAAAGAUGUAAGAUCAUUUGUAAAUGUAGAAAAUGAAGUGACUGAAGCUUUACAGAAAGCUACACUAGAUCCUGAUAAUAGUUAUGAUAAAAUGGAAGAUAUUGUUUGGAAAUCAAAUCGUAAUGAAGUUUUGGAAUUAUUACAAAAGAUAGCUGAAGGUUACGCAUACCUAAAUCAAUACGAAUGUUUGAAAGCUAUAAAAGCCUUCGAGGAACUUCCUGAAUCACAGUGUAAUACCGGUUGGGUUCAAAGUCAUAUAGGGAAAGCACACUUCGAAAUGGUCAAUUACUCUAAGGCCGAGCGAUGUUUUCAAAAGGCACGUCAAUUGGAACCAUAUCGUUUAGAAGAUAUGGAAAUAUUUUCUACAACAUUAUGGCAUUUACGUAAAGACACUGUAUUAAGCGCACUUGCACAUGAAUUAGUUGAAUUCGAGCGACUUUCACCACAAGCAUGGUGCGCAGUUGGUAAUUGUUUCAGUCGACAACAAGAACACGACUUGGCUUUAAAGUGCUUCCAAAGAGCGAUACAUUUAGAUCCAAAAUUCACUUAUGCACAUACUUUAUCUGGUCAUGAGAGUAUGGCCAAUGGAAAUUUUGAAAAAGCUCAAGAACAUUUUAGGAAUGCUUUAAAUACAAAUAAACGUCAUUAUAACGCUUUGUAUGGACUUGCAAAUUAUUAUAUGACAUGUGACAAAAAAUCUAAAGCGGAAUAUCAUUAUAAGAUGGCAAUGGGAAUUAAUCCAAACCAUGCUGUCCUAAUGUGUUGUUUAGGAAAAGUAUACGAGAAAAUGGGUAAGAAUGAGGAGGCUCGAAAACUUUAUGAUCAUGCUUGUCAAGUUACACCUCGGACACCUCUGGCGAUAUUCAAAAAAGCGAAAUCAUUAUAUAGGGAUCAUUACUAUGAGGAAGCACUUGUUGAGCUUGAAAAACUUAAAAAGAUGGUACGAAACGAACCCAAAGUAUAUUUUCUCGUUGGAAAAAUUUAUAAAGCGAUGGGAGAUAAAACAAGGGCUUUACAAAAUUUCACAAGGACGUUCAAUUUAGAUCCAAAAAUGACGCAUAUAGUUAAGACUACAAUAGAAAAAUUGGAAAAUGAUAAUGAAAUCUCAAUGACAUCAACGUCAGUAAUGUCAGAUACCAAUUUAGAAGGGGAAUCAUCAAUGUCUGAUAUAAUAAAUCAAGCCGUAUUAACGGCUAACCCGAACUUUGCAGAAUUAUAUGAACAUUUAAAAACACUAUACUUAGCACCUGAUGGAACUACAAAGGCGUUAGAAAAAGAAAUUGACCAGGAAGAUAUUAUUAAAGAAAGAACGGAAUAUUUGGAAAAUUUAACUUUAUAUAAUGCAUUACAACCGUUAUCAUUAAAAGUUUAUUUGAAAAAUACAAUGUGUAAAGAGAAAGAAAAGGUUUUGGAAACUUUGGAUAAAGUAAUAUCUUUUUCCGAGUCCAAACAAUAUUUGAAUUUUCGUCCGACAGAAUUAUCUUUAAAGAAUAAUUACAAUGAUGUUAAAGGAACAGAAGCAGAUGAUUCAACGACAAUAAGAUUAUUAGGGUUAACAGAAAAGGAAUUAUUUAAACGAGUUGAAAAUGAAUUAGAUUAUUUGAACCAUUUUAAAAAAAUCAUUUUAAACUCUAUCGAAAGCAAAUUAACCGAGCAAUGUGAAGACAUUGCGAAAUUGUACUAUUGUUUAGAAGAUACGAACUCAAAGUUAUUAUCAACAAAGGCUUUUCAAUUGGAUCAAGUAUUGAAACGUAAACUUGAAGAUUUACGAAUGUCUAAAAUUUGUCUUAUCGAAAAUCAAAUCCAAUUAGGAGAACGAAUUACAACUUAUCUAAAAGUCAUGAAAGAAAUAUUAAAGAAUUUAUGGAAUGUAAUAGAGGAAUUUAAAUAUCAUCAUGAAUUAGAAAAAAAUAAGGCAUUUAAUGAUUAUUUUAGUGGUUUAGUUAGGUCUAUAGUAUUAAAAUUAAAAGUUCUUCGAUUACAAGCAACAUUGAACGUUUAUGACAAAGAAACCAUUGAAUCUUUGAAUAUAAUUAGAAUGAAACUGGUUGAAGAAGAAAAUGAAAAAAAUGCUUUGAUGAAGAAUUUGAAUAAUCAAUUAACGGAAUAUCAAAUUAUUGGGGAUGAAUUUGAUCAAAUUAUACAAACGUAUUUGGAUAUCCUUAAAGAAAUUGAAAUUACUCAAGAUGAUAUUUCUAGGAUUAGGCAACAUUAA
Messenger RNA from Funneliformis geosporum, 4275 nucleotides. The record is from the annotation of a GenBank genome assembly. Lineage: Eukaryota; Fungi; Glomeromycota; Glomeromycetes; Glomerales; Glomeraceae.